This is a messenger RNA of Acyrthosiphon pisum (pea aphid), 549 nucleotides long. Its product is annotated as CG7224-like. The transcript is spliced from 2 exons. The coding region runs from base 116 to 424 and encodes 102 amino acids. The record is from RefSeq and is marked predicted. Gene Ontology annotation, biological process: mitochondrial respiratory chain complex II assembly. Gene Ontology annotation, cellular component: mitochondrion. NCBI's taxonomy places the organism in Eukaryota, Metazoa, Arthropoda, Insecta, Hemiptera, Aphididae.
AAAAUGUAUUGAAAACUUUGUUGUGUAUUAUAAUUUGUACUCUUUUGUAUUAACAAAUAACAAUAUUAUUUUGUUGUUGGCAAUUUAAAAGCAUUUUAUUUCAAUAAUUAGUGUUAUGUAUUCAAUAAAUAUAUUCCGACAAACAUCUUUAGUACGCUUGUCAACUAAACAAUGUCCAAUACAGUUGACUAAAUACAAAUCCUCUGAUUCCAAAGAAGAUUUAAAGGAGAAAAUUAAAAUGAAGACCCCAAUUGGAAAAUUAGAUGAACUCGAAGCUGGAAAGCAUCCAUUUCAAGAGAAGGAUCCUUUGAAAGAAUGGCCUGAAGGUCGUAAUCCAGCAACUGGAGAGCGAAACGGCCCAAAAGGACCCGAACCAACAAGAUAUGGUGAUUGGGAACGAAAAGGAAGAGUGACAGAUUUUUAAAUACAAAACAUAUAUAUAUAUAUAUAUAAAUCAUUUGUUUAUAAUUAAAUAUCUAUAGUAGGUAAAUUGUAAAUUAUAUAUUUUAAGAUAAUAGUAAAAAAACUAGCGUUUUGUUUCUUGAUGAA